This is a messenger RNA of Notolabrus celidotus (New Zealand spotty), 892 nucleotides long. Its product is annotated as elastase-1-like. The record is from RefSeq and is a predicted model, not a curated record. Gene Ontology annotation, molecular function: serine-type endopeptidase activity. Bases 18 to 830 code for a protein of 270 amino acids. The transcript is spliced from 8 exons. Gene Ontology annotation, biological process: proteolysis. NCBI's taxonomy places the organism in Eukaryota, Metazoa, Chordata, Actinopteri, Labriformes, Labridae.
AUCCUAACUGCGGCAAGAUGAUUGGGCUUGUGGCUUUUCUGUCCUGCAUUGGGCUCAUCUGGGCUGAAGAACCCUUCAACCAUAGAGUGCACAAUGAGCGAGUCAUCGGAGGCAGCAAUGCUGAACCCAACACCUGGAAAUGGCAGAUUUCUCUCCAGUAUGAUUCAUACGGGGAUGGGUCUUACUAUCACUUAUGUGGAGGCUCUAUCAUUGAUGGUUUCCAUGUGAUGACAGCAGCUCACUGUAUCCUCAGUAAUGAUCCUACUGGGUACCGUGUGGUCGCUGGUGAGUACAACCUGUAUGAGUACGAUGGCAGUGAGCAGUUCAUCAGUGUGGACAGGAUCCACGUCCAUCCCGGUUGGAAUGGAGACCUUGGCAAAGGCAACGACAUCGCUAUCCUGAGACUGUCUGUGCCUGUGUAUGACAACGGCUAUGUGACUAUUGCUGAGCUCCCCUCUCCUGAACAGAUGCUGCCUCAUGACUUCACCUGUCAAAUUACCGGCUGGGGUCUUAUGGACUAUUAUGGAACCACUCCUGAAAUCCUGCAGGUAGCUCCUAUCAGGGUGGUGGAGCAUUCAAUCUGCUCUCAGCCUGAGUGGUGGGGUACCAUUGCUCUGAAAACCAUGGUGUGUGCUGGAGGAGAUGGAGUCAUUUCAGGCUGCCAGGGCGACUCUGGAGGCCCCCUGAACUGUUUCAUCGAUGGAGCCUGGAGGGUCCACGGUGUCGUCAGUUACGGACCAGCUGGCAUGUGCAACCAAGUGAGGAAGCCCACUGUCUUCACCAGGGUCUCUUUCUUCCAAGACUGGAUCUAUUCAGUUCUCGGAUAUUGAAGGAAAUGUGAUUUUCCACCCUGUCAAAUGGAACCAGUGAAAUAAAAUGAACAUGCAUCUCA